AUGGCAGGGUCUUCUCGAUGGGGCAUGGAUCCCGCUGUCGCUGCGACGGACUCGGGUUCGAAUCCGUUCGCUGCCGCCUUACCACACGGCCAGUUUGUGCCGUCUAAUCUGCCGACGCAUCUCCCGGCGCAUCUGCCAGCGCACCUGCCUCCGCACAUGGCGGUCGACAGCAGCGCCGCUCUCCGCCAAAUGGGCCUUCCCUCCGCCUUUUCCGCCCCCACCGGCGCAACUUUCGCCGCGCCGCCUGCCGCGCUCGGCGCGCAGGCUCUAGGCGGGAUGGCGGGACCGGCGGGUUUGGCGGCGCUUUAUCCGUGGAGAUUCGGUGGAGUUCCCUUCGCGGCGGGCCAGGCUCCCGCCGAGGCUCCGCUGUCUCUCCCCGGACUCCCCAACUUAUCCGCGCCCGGCGGUUUGGCGCGCGGAAGCCCAACCGCCUUCUGCCCCUCCACAACAGCUGCACCGAGUAGCGCUCCUGGCGCGAGCGUGAGCGCAGGCCCUUCCGCGCACGCCCCGUUCCCCAUCUCUGCGCCCGUACCUUCAGCCUGGUCCCCGUACAUGGGCGCAUAUCCCCCCGGAUUCGCCCCUCUUCACCCAAUGUCCGCGCAGCACCUGCCUGGUGCUCCCCCAUUCGCUCCCCCAUUCAGCGUGCCUGCGUUUCCGCCUGGCGCGCUUGCGCCCUGGUCCUCUGCGGGGUUCGCCCAUGCGCCUCUCCCCCACCCCGCGCAGCUUCCGCCACACCCGCCCAUGGAACUUUCCCGCCCGUCGGAAAUGAAUUUCCCCGCGUCCGCGCAGGGGUUGAGUGGGAAGAGGGGGAGGGAAGGCGAGGGGAAUGCGAGUGGGGGCGAUGGCGCAGUGGAUUUUUUUAACAAGCGGCAACGACAUGCGUCGGCCACUGAAGGGAAGGCCACCGACCCAUAG
Closterium sp. Naga37s-1 is the source of this 915-nucleotide messenger RNA. The record is from the annotation of a GenBank genome assembly. NCBI's taxonomy places the organism in Eukaryota, Viridiplantae, Streptophyta, Zygnematophyceae, Desmidiales, Closteriaceae.